CGAUGUUUUAAAACAAUUUGAGUCCAAGCUGAUAGAAUCAGGCUCCCGCUCUCCAGGGGGUGAGCCCAGGGGAGAACCAUGAACGAGGCGAAGGAGUCCCUCCGGAGCAUCGAGCAGAAGUACAAGCUGUUCCAGCAGCAGCAGUUCACCUUCGUGGCGGCGCUGGAGCACUGCCGGGAGAACGCCCACGACAAGAUCCGGCCCAUCGCCAGCAUCGAGCAGGUGCAGAGCUACAUGGAACACUACUGCAACAACUCCACGGACCGCCGCAUCCUGCUCAUGUUCCUGGACAUCUGCACGGAGCUCAGCAGGCUCUGCCAGAACUUCGAAGCCCUGCACUCGGGCACCCCGGUCACCAACAACUUCCUCGACAAGUGUAAAACCUUUGUGAGCCAGAGCAACGACUUGAGCAGCCUGAGAGCAAAGUAUCCUCACGACGUGGUGAACCACCUGAGCUGUGACGAGGCCAGGAACCACUACGGGGGCGUGGUCAGCCUCAUUCCCAUUGUCCUGGACCUAAUGAAAGAGUGGAUCGCCCACUCGGAGAAGCUGCCCCGCAAAGCGCUGCAGCAUGACAUCACGGCAUCCACCUGUGGCAGCGGUAACUGGCACACACCUUGCAACCAUGAGUACAGCUAACCCAAGGCAAGGCUGACAGGAUAGGCCACAAAGUGAGAGGAGUGGAAAGAGCCAGACUCCCUGAUGCUGUCUCUAUACUUCUGAUUUGACCAACCGGGAACUGUGAGAAACAUCAAUCAACUACCUCACGUACCAGCCUUGACCGGGGAUUGAACCCGCAACCUCGGUAUGUG
Messenger RNA from Miniopterus natalensis, 812 nucleotides. Lineage: Eukaryota; Metazoa; Chordata; Mammalia; Chiroptera; Miniopteridae. The record is from RefSeq and is a predicted model, not a curated record.